This is a messenger RNA of Odobenus rosmarus divergens (Pacific walrus), 1227 nucleotides long. RefSeq names its product mesenchyme homeobox 1 (gene MEOX1). Gene Ontology annotation, cellular component: nucleus. NCBI's taxonomy places the organism in Eukaryota, Metazoa, Chordata, Mammalia, Carnivora, Odobenidae. The record is from RefSeq and is a predicted model, not a curated record. Gene Ontology annotation, biological process: positive regulation of transcription by RNA polymerase II. Bases 413 to 1177 code for a protein of 254 amino acids. The transcript is spliced from 3 exons. Gene Ontology annotation, molecular function: DNA-binding transcription factor activity, RNA polymerase II-specific; RNA polymerase II cis-regulatory region sequence-specific DNA binding.
GGCAUUCGCCCAGGGCUCCAACACAAGCACUCGUCAGCUGGUGCGUCUGGGUGGCGACAGUGAAAAUGUUUAGUGUCAUCGGCGACAAAUACACGUCCAGGGGACCCCAAUAGGCAGGCUGGUGUGGCGGGGGGGCGGGUAGCGGGGGGACAGGCAGGAAGCCAGGAGUGAAGUCUGACAUAGGUGUGUGCACACACAUCCGUGUGGCUGGUCACACGUGUGCAUACUUGAAGGAGACUUUAGUUUUGGUUUUUGUUUUGGUUCCCGGGGUGAAUUUUCUGCUGAAUGGUUCCCCCUCUCAUUUAUUUAUUUAUUUAUCUUUUUUUUUGCAUUUUUAAAAAAUUUGAAUAUAAACAAAGUGUAAGAAUCCAAACUUUGAAAAGACUGAGGCGCGCGCAGCAGGAGACGGCAGAUGGAUCCCGUGGCCAGCAGCUGCAUGAGGAGCCCCCACCCCCCAGCCCCGGGCUGGGGCUGCCUUCGAAAUCCCCACGCAGAAGGCACUGGGGGCUCAGGUCUGCCCCACUACCCGCCAACACCGUUCUCCUUCCACCAGAAACCAGACUUUCCGGCGACAGCAGCGGCAGCAUACCCCGACUUCUCGGCCUCCUGCCUGGCAGCCACCCCACACAGCCUUCCCCGGGAGGAGCGCCUCUUCACUGAGCAGCACCCCGCUUUCCCACAGCCCCCGGACUGGAACUUCCCCGUCUCCGAGGCCCGGCGCAGGCUCAACCCGGGCCCAGCUGGGGGCUCCGGGGAGAUGGGGGCCAACAGCCCAGGCCUGGUGGACACCACGGGAGGCCCAGGUGAGGACUACGAGGUCCUCGGGAGCACUGCCCAUGAGACAGAGAAGAAGUCAACCAGACGGAAAAAGGAGAGUCCAGACAACCAGGAGAGCCGAGGGAAGCCCGAGGGAGGCAGCAAGGCUCGCAAGGAGAGGACAGCCUUCACCAAGGAGCAGCUGCGGGAGCUCGAGGCCGAGUUUGCGCACCAUAACUACCUGACCCGGCUUCGGAGAUACGAGAUCGCCGUGAACCUGGACCUCUCCGAGCGGCAGGUCAAAGUGUGGUUCCAGAACCGAAGGAUGAAGUGGAAGCGUGUGAAAGGGGGUCAGCCAAUCUCCCCCAACGGGCAGGACCCUGAGGAUGGGGACUCUGCUGCCUCUCCAAGUUCAGAGUGAGAUUCUCCAUGGAGAAAGAAAGACUGAGGACUGAGCCCCCUACCCAGCUA